Messenger RNA from Linum tenue, 825 nucleotides. NCBI's taxonomy places the organism in Eukaryota, Viridiplantae, Streptophyta, Magnoliopsida, Malpighiales, Linaceae. The record is from the annotation of a GenBank genome assembly.
AUGGGGACAGAAAGAGAGACCCACGAUUUCAUGAACGUGGAAUCCUUCUCCCAGCUCCCUUUCAUCCGCCCUUCCCCCAGAUCCGACAAGCCCAUUCGCCUCUUCGGCAUCGAAUUCGGCACCACCAGCAGCGACGGCGGCGAGAACAGCGCCGCUGUCGCGGAAAACAACAACAACGACGACAAGAGCAAUAGUAACAACAACACCACCAGCAAUAGCAACGGCAGCAAUAACAACAGGAGGUUCGAGUGUCACUACUGCUGCCGCAACUUCCCGACCUCCCAGGCGCUGGGCGGCCACCAGAACGCCCACAAGCGGGAGCGCCAGCACGCCAAGCGGGCCCACCUCCACGGCGGCGCCGACGUCGCCCACCACCCUUUCUACGCGCCGCUCAGCUACCGAACCACCACCACCGCUCACCACCACGCGCCCUUCUCCUCCUACUCUUCGUGGAACGGGACGACGUCGUCUUCUUCCUCCUCUACUAGGUUUUACGGCAGCGGCGGCGGCGGAGUCGUCUCUUCUUACUCCUCCUCCUCCUCCACGUCGCAUCCGCAGCAGCAGCCUAUUACGGGCAGUCCGCUGGGGCUGUGGCGGGUUCCGUCGGCGACGUCGACGGUUCACGGCGGCGCUGCUGCUGCUGCUUUUCUUCGAGACAGGUCGGCGGCGGCGGCGGCCACGCAGCACGCGCCGUUGGCGUUACGUGGAGGAGAAGAUCAGGUGGUCGGAUCAGGCGGGCGGUUCGGGUUCGGGUCCGGGUCGAAACCGAAUUUGCAGCAGCAGCAGCAGCCGGAUCUUCACGUGAGUUUAGAUCUCCAUCUGUAA